This is a messenger RNA of Etheostoma cragini (Arkansas darter), 2799 nucleotides long. RefSeq names its product interleukin-6 receptor subunit beta. The transcript has 15 exons. Gene Ontology annotation, cellular component: membrane; external side of plasma membrane. Gene Ontology annotation, molecular function: protein binding; cytokine receptor activity. The record is from RefSeq and is a predicted model, not a curated record. Gene Ontology annotation, biological process: cytokine-mediated signaling pathway; immunoglobulin mediated immune response. NCBI's taxonomy places the organism in Eukaryota, Metazoa, Chordata, Actinopteri, Perciformes, Percidae. Bases 174 to 2708 code for a protein of 844 amino acids.
AACAGAUUCUUUACUACAAGCUGACAGGCUGUUGCUCUUGCACAAUCGCUGCUGAUGGACUCGGUGAGACGCGCGUGCUGUCCGAAGUCACAGUGCUGUUCAGUGUGACUCGUAGUGUGAUGGGGGAAAGGGAGUGAGCCAGUCGGCACUGCCAGGAGAGACCUGUUGGUGUCAUGGAGCGGAGCUCGGCUGUGGUGUGGACCUGCCUGCUGGGGGUCGGACUCACCCUGGCCUUGCCUCCAGGCUGCCCUUUUAACUCCUCCAAUGCUGACCCCCGACUCCCUCAGCUUAUUGGCUGUGUGUUCCAGCAUCGAGAUAACGUCACCUGCCGCUGGAAAGCUGGCAACACCCCAACGACAGACUACACUCUGCAAGUUCAUUUGAUGAUAGCAAACAAAAAACAACACACGUUCACAUGCACUACGUCUGACACCAGCUGCACGGCGAAGUUGGACGGCGCAACCGCGAUUUUCUGCUUUUGCAUCACCGUCACAGCACACGGUCAUAACCAGAACAUAACGUCACAUCCUCGGUGUCAGUCUGGUCGGACUCAAGUAAUGUUGUCUCCAGUGACGUUGAAGAGCAGCCAGUCAGUCAGUGGGAGACCUCGGUGUCUGGCUGUAACCUGGAGCUACAUCGUGUCUGACUUUCCUUUGGCUCCCUUUGAAAUCAAAGAUGGAGACCUGAAAUCGCAAAUGGAAUUCACAGCACAGGGAGAGUUCAAUGCUCAGGUGGAAACUGUUGAUGUGAGAAACAACAGCUUCUUGGUUUGUCUCUUCAGGCCUGACACUUUAUACACUGUCAGGCUUCGUCACCGCUACAUGGGCCCAGAGAGUCCCUGGAGCCCGUGGAGCAAUGCCUGCCAGGGAAGGACAGGAGAGGACGCUCCAUCUGCAGCACCAGCCUUCUGGAGGCGAGUGAAACAGACGACAGACGAAAAUGGUUGGAGGUUCAUCACACUGCUCUGGAAGCCCUUGCCUCAUUAUCUAUCCAAUGGCAGAGUCCUCUUCUUCAAUGUGAGUUGUCAAACAGAAAGCGCUCAGGUCCUAAUUGAUUAUGGAAGCUGCAAAGAUUUGCACCACAUGAAUACAUCCUGUAGCCUACUCUUGCCUGCUGGACGGUGGUCCUGUGCUUUGAAGGCUUCCAACUCCGCAGGGACCUCGCCAGAAGCCCGAAUAUGGCUCCGGGGAGCUUCUGAGACAGAGCCACCAGCCCCGAGGUCAAUGGCUGCAAAGCCACUGGGUGACAGUGGCUUGGAUGUUCGCUGGACAGCUCCAGUUAAUUGGUCAACGAGCGGCUUUGUGGUGGAGUGGUUUGCUUUCAAAGAGAGAAACAGUGGCAUCCUACACUGGGAAAGGCUGAAUAGUUCCUGUACAGCACUUGUCAUCACAGAGGGAAUAAAGCGAUUGGAGCGUUAUUCUGUUUCUGUCAGAGCGCUGUAUGGUCAACGAGGGGCAGGGCGGAACACAACGGUUCACAUGUAUACACGCCAAGGAGCACCCUCAGCUGGUCCUAAAGUGGUGGUGCAGCAGAUAUCUGGCAGCAGAGUGGAGCUGAUAUGGAGUCCUGUACCUGUGGAGCUGCUUCAUGGUUUCAUCCGCAAUUACACCAUCUACUACACAACAGUAAACCAACCAGCCAGGAGAGUAACAGUGCCUGGCCACACUCUCCGUUACUCUCUGGAGAAUCUGUCACCUGGUAACUACGACAUCUUCAUGAAGGCCAGCACUGAUGCUGGAGCCGGAGCAGCUGGGCCCAUCGCUAAUGUGCACAUAGGCUCUGAGGAAAUCUGGAUAGUGAUGUAUGCCAUACUUCCUCUUAUUCUGACUUUCCUGGUGCUGGUGCUGAUGGCUUGCCUGGCACAGAAUAAGAUGGUUAAACAGAAGCUGUGUCAAGACAUCCCCGACCCUUCCAAUAGCACCUUGGUCCACUGGAUGCCAAAAAGCACUUUGGAGGGCAUGAGGCAUCCUCCAUUGGCCGAGCAGACCGAAACCAAAUACUCUGACGUUAUUUUGCUUGGUGAAAUAGAGCUGCUGAACGCCGACUCAGAUCAGGACAUCAGCUAUCAAAGAUGUCUCCAAACAUCUUCCUCUCAUCGCUACUGUCCGCUUCCAGUUUCAGGGGAUCAGACACCUCAAGAUACCAGCAAAUCUGAGAAGUGCUUCAGAAGUUUAAGCAGAGCAAAGAAGAGCUCCAACACUGAUCUCUCAUCCUGCCUUCCCAUCUACUCUAAUGACCUCAUCUCUCAGACAGUCAAAUGUCCCCCUUCACCCCUCCCAUCCUGUUCCAACCUCCCAUCCAAUGCCUGGCAGCACAGCACUGUCAGUGUUAAUGACGUUAAAUUCCAGCAAGGUGGAGACAGUGAGCCGUCCGUGUCUCUGCAGGCCAGGAGCACCACCAGCUUUGACUCACCUCUUUCUCAAACAGAUGAACUCAAAACUUUCCGUCUUUUUCUGAAACAGCAUCAAAGCACUGUCUCCUCUCAUUCGUCGUGCAUCCUGCUUUCUCACCCAUCAGCUGAGGUCACAUCACCCCAACACCCUUAUUCUCAAAGCCUCUAUAACUUGUUACCGUCGCUACAGCCCAACACCUUUACUCAACUCAGUGAUACUUUCAAUCCAUCUUUUACACCUUUUCCUCACUCUGUUUUUGUGGAUUUCUCCUACUGUCCUGUGCAGUGUGAUCCUUACAUCUCCCUUCCUGUUUAAUUUCAUGCCAGGGAAAUAAAAGUCCAAAAACUUGUUUAACAGUGUCCCUAAAAAAGUAUGCACACCCCUUUUGACUUUUUAUUCUAACUUU